AUGCACACGUCGUCGUUGUUUUUCUUUGCUAUAGUUGUGAUCAUAGCAUUGCAUACUUUACCAAUAACUGGUAAACCUGCAAAAAAAACUACAGCCGCAGCAACAACAACAACACUUGCGACAACAACAAAAACUCCUACUACUGCGAAGUCACCUCAAAAAGUACCAGCAGCUAAACCAGCGUCUAAAGGUGCUAAGAAAAAGAAGAAACCCGCAAAAACAAGUGGAACACCUAAAACAAAUCCUUGGACAGUGCCCAAUGCUGAUCAAAAGAAAUUAUUUAAUGAUUAUAAAGCUAUUUUGCGUAAAAAACUCAUUGCUCGAAAGCAUAAUAUAUCUGCAACAUAUCAAUUAGAAUCAGCUAAAUAUGGUUCCCAAGAGCUUGAUAAAACCACUUUACAUCAUUAUUUAAUCAAAUUACCCGAUUCGAAAUAUGCUCAUGCUAUUAUUGGUAUAAACAAAGACACAAAGAAAUCUGCACCAGUUAAUGAAGAUAAUGCUUCGAUUCGUCGUACAGUUUAUGAUAAUCUUGCAACAGCUGAAGUCUGA
This is a messenger RNA of Rotaria sp. Silwood2, 549 nucleotides long. The record is from the annotation of a GenBank genome assembly. Lineage: Eukaryota; Metazoa; Rotifera; Eurotatoria; Philodinida; Philodinidae.